Molecule: messenger RNA, 3802 nt
Organism: Haliaeetus leucocephalus (bald eagle)
Lineage: Eukaryota; Metazoa; Chordata; Aves; Accipitriformes; Accipitridae
Gene: HIPK2
Product: homeodomain interacting protein kinase 2
Exons: 14
Coding region: 1-3597 (1198 amino acids)
Biological process (GO): peptidyl-threonine phosphorylation; peptidyl-serine phosphorylation; intrinsic apoptotic signaling pathway in response to DNA damage by p53 class mediator
Cellular component (GO): cytoplasm; PML body; nucleus
Molecular function (GO): transcription coactivator activity; SMAD binding; protein tyrosine kinase activity
Source: RefSeq, a predicted model, not a curated record
AUGGCCUCGCAUGUGCAAGUUUUCUCUCCUCACACCCUUCAGUCAAGUGCCUUCUGUAGCGUGAAGAAACUGAAAGUGGAGCCGAGUUCGAACUGGGAUAUGACUGGGUACGGCACACACAGCAAAGUCUACAGCCAGAGCAAGAACGUGCAGUCCUCCCAAGCAGCCGCCGCAGCAGCCGUCAACGCCUCCCUACAGAUCCCCAAUCCGAGCAUCCCUUACGAACAGACCAUCAUCUUCCCAGCAAGCACGGGGCACAUCGUGGUGACAUCCGCCAACAGCACUUCUGGUGUGGUUGCAGUGUCUGGGCAAACACUGGGCGGGCCACACAACCUGAUGCGUCGCAGCACUGUGAGCCUUCUGGACACCUACCAAAAAUGUGGACUUAAGCGCAAGAGUGAGGAGAUCGAGAACACAAGCAGCGUGCAGAUCAUCGAAGAGCAUCCACCAAUGAUUCAGAACAAUGCCAGUGGGGCCACUGUAGCCACCGCCACCACCUCCACGGCCACCUCCAAAAACAGUGGCUCCAACAGCGAAGGGGAUUACCAGCUGGUGCAACAUGAGGUGCUCUGUUCCAUGACCAACACGUACGAAGUGUUAGAGUUUCUUGGCCGUGGAACCUUCGGACAAGUAGUCAAAUGCUGGAAACGUGGCACUAAUGAGAUUGUGGCCAUCAAGAUCCUAAAGAACCAUCCUUCCUAUGCCCGGCAAGGCCAGAUUGAAGUGAGCAUCCUGGCUCGUCUGAGCACAGAAAGUGCGGAUGACUACAACUUUGUCCGCGCGUAUGAGUGCUUCCAGCACAAGAAUCACACGUGCUUGGUCUUUGAAAUGUUGGAGCAGAACCUCUAUGAUUUCCUAAAACAAAACAAAUUCAGUCCCUUGCCCCUUAAGUACAUUCGACCAAUUCUCCAGCAGGUAGCAACUGCCCUAAUGAAGCUGAAAAGCCUGGGACUGAUUCAUGCUGAUCUCAAACCAGAGAACAUCAUGUUGGUAGACCCAUCCCGACAGCCAUAUAGGGUCAAGGUCAUAGACUUUGGUUCAGCUAGCCAUGUGUCUAAAGCUGUGUGUUCUACCUACCUUCAAUCCAGAUAUUACAGAGCCCCUGAAAUCAUCCUCGGUUUACCAUUUUGUGAAGCAAUCGAUAUGUGGUCGUUGGGAUGUGUCAUUGCAGAGCUGUUCUUGGGCUGGCCGUUGUACCCGGGAGCUUCAGAGUACGAUCAGAUUCGCUAUAUUUCACAGACACAGGGCUUACCAGCAGAGUAUUUGUUAAGUGCAGGGACAAAGACUACGAGGUUUUUCAACAGGGAUACAGACUCACCGUAUCCUUUGUGGAGGCUGAAGACACCAGAUGAUCAUGAGGCAGAGACGGGGAUUAAGUCGAAGGAAGCAAGAAAGUAUAUUUUCAACUGUUUGGAUGAUAUGGCACAGGUGAACAUGACAACGGAUUUGGAAGGAAGCGAUAUGUUGGUGGAAAAGGCGGACCGGCGGGAGUUUAUAGAUCUGUUAAAGAAGAUGUUGACGAUAGAUGCAGAUAAGAGAAUAACACCCAUUGAAACUCUGAACCACCCUUUUGUCACCAUGACGCACUUGCUCGAUUUCCCUCACAGCACACAUGUCAAGUCCUGCUUCCAGAACAUGGAGAUUUGCAAGCGGCGGGUGAAUAUGUAUGACACAGUGAACCAGAGCAAGACACCAUUCAUCACCCAUGUAGCCCCAAGUACAUCGACCAACUUGACCAUGACUUUUAACAACCAGCUGAACACAGUCCACAACCAGACCACCAACCUGGCUCCCACCUCCUCCAGUGCCACUAUUUCCUUAGCCAACCCCGAGGUCUCCAUACUAAAUUACCAAUCUGCACUCUACCAGCCCUCAGCGGCGUCCAUGGCUGCGGUGGCCCAGCGGAGCAUGCCCCUGCAGACAGGAACAGCGCAGAUCUGUGCCCGGCCCGACCCCUUCCAGCAAGCUCUCAUCGUCUGCCCACCAGGCUUCCAAGGGUUACAAGCCUCCCCUUCGAAGCAUGCUGGGUAUUCAGUUCGGAUGGAGAACGCCGUUCCCAUUGUCACUCAGGCUCCUGGGGCCCAGCCUCUUCAGAUCCAGCCAGGACUCCUCGCACAGCAAGCGUGGCCCAGUGGCACUCAGCAGAUCCUGCUCCCUCCUGCCUGGCAGCAGCUGACCGGGGUGGCCACCCACACUUCUGUCCAGCACGCGACCGUCAUCCCGGAGUCCAUGGCAGGCACCCAACCGCUGGCAGACUGGAGAAACACCCACGCUCACGGCAGCCAUUACAAUCCCAUCAUGCAGCAGCCGGCGCUGCUGGCGAGCCACGUCACCCUCCCUGCGGCCCAGCCCGUCAACGUGGGCGUCGCGCACGUCAUGCGCCAGCCGCCCGCCGCCGCCGCCGCCAGGAAGAGCAAGCAGCACCCGUCGGCGCCCCGAAACGCAUCCACCUAUGAAGUUUCAUCCUCUCAAUCCAUCAGCUCGCCUCAGCGGUCGAAACGAGUGAAGGAAAACACGCCUCCCCGCUGUGCCAUGGUGCACAACAGCCCUGCCUGCAGCACCUCCGUCACGUGCGGCUGGGGCGACGUGGCGACCAGCACCACGCGGGAGCGGCAGCGGCAGACGAUAAUCAUUCCCGACACCCCUAGCCCCGCAGUGAGUGUCAUCACGAUCAGCAGCGACACAGAUGAAGAGGAGGAGCAGAAGCAUGCACCCACCAGCACCUUGUCCAAGCAAAGGAAGAACGUCAUCAGCUGUGUCACUGUGCAUGACUCCCCCUACUCCGAUUCCUCCAGCAACAACAGCCCUUACGCCGUGCAGCAUCGCGCAGGGCAGAAUAAUGGGAACACCUACGACACCAAAGGGGUUCCAGAGACUCACUGCAGUGGGAACCCCCGAACGAUCAUCGUGCCACCACUGAAAACCCAGGCCAGUGAGGUGUUGGUAGAGUGCGAUAGCCUGGCACCAGUCACCACCAGUCACCACUCAUCCUCCUACAAGUCCAAGUCCUCCAGCACCGUGACCUCCACCAGCGGUCACUCUUCAGGGAGCUCGUCUGGAGCCGUUGCCUAUAGGCAGCAGCGACCAGGAGCACAUUUCCAGCAGCAGCAGCCUCUUAAUCUAAGUCAGGCCCAGCAGCACAUCACGACCGAUCGCGCAGGGAGUCACCGGAGACAGCAAGCCUACAUCACUCCAACGAUAGCUCAGGCCCCGUACUCUUUCCCGCACAAUAGUCCCAGCCACGGUACGGUUCAUCCUCACUUGGCUGCGGCUGCCGCUGCUCACCUGCCCACCCAACCCCACCUCUACACAUACACCGCCCCCGCCGCCCUGGGCUCCACGGGCACCGUCGCGCACCUGGUGGCCUCCCAAGGGUCGGCGCGGCACGCCGUGCAGCACACCACCUACCCCGCCAGCAUCGUCCACCAGGUCCCCGUCAGCAUGGGCCCGCGGGUUCUGCCCUCGCCCACCAUCCACCCGAGUCAGUACCAGGCUCAGUUUGCCCAUCAGACCUAUAUCAGUGCUUCUCCAGCCUCCACAGUCUACACUGGAUACCCACUGAGCCCCACCAAGGUCAACCAGUACCCUUACAUCUAAAACACUGGAAUAAGGAGCGAGAGACGCACCCGUCCCGGGGGAGCGAGGCGGCCGCUUUUGUACUGAAGAACGUGACAAACUAACAAUGCAAUGGGAGGCUCGCGUGAAACUUGAACAAAGGAGACUUUAAGGAAGAAACGAAAAAGAGGAAAGAAGGGGGAGAACCAAUUCUACACUUUUUAUUUAAAAAAAAAAAAAGAAAAUG